AUGCCCAUGCUGCCAACGCGCAUUCAGAGCAUGAAUCGGUCUCGUAAGGCAUCUUCGGACCCACUGCGCCAUCAGCGGGACAACGUCUACCUCUUCUCCCAGUCUCGUCUCUUCUGCAAACCCCGCGACCACAGCCACCCCGUCACUGUCAAUCACACUGUACCUGCCCCCCGCCAUUAUCCACCGACACCAUCCACUCUGCCCCAACUCCAGCACAGACCGUAG
Molecule: messenger RNA, 225 nt
Organism: Spirometra erinaceieuropaei
Lineage: Eukaryota; Metazoa; Platyhelminthes; Cestoda; Diphyllobothriidea; Diphyllobothriidae
Source: the annotation of a GenBank genome assembly